UCACCAGACAUCAGUGACAACCAGUGCCCUAGUUUCUCUCAGUCUGAGUCUGGCAGUUAUAAGCUAAGACAUGUUUUCCCGUCUUCGCAAGCGUUUUGGGAGGGGGAACGUCGAUUGUGGACAGACUAGAGUGAAGGAAUCUGGCCUUUCGUCUCAAAGUAAUGAUGGACAGAGACAGCACUUCUGGGGAAUAUUUAAUGCUAGGAGAGAAACAUCUUCCCCUGAAACUGCCCCAAGUGAGAAUCAGGCCAAGAAGGAAAAAGAGAGGCUGAUUAAAGAGCUGCAGCUCAUUACCGAGGAGAGAAAUGACCUGAGAGAUCGCCUGAGGUUUCUGACAGAGAGAUCCAAAAACAACAGGCCACACUUCAGGCCAAAUCCAUAUUAUGAAGACCUGGAGAGAAUGGAGGAGGCGGUCAUGUCAAUUCUGCACAACUUAGAGAUGGAGAACACUGAGAUCCAUGAGAACAACCAUAAGCUGAAGAAGGAGAUUACCUUCUCUAGGUAAGUCCUGGUCAGAAAGGCUGUCACCUGUGGAAUGGCCAUUUCUGAUUUCUUUGUUCUGGAUUGGACGGUCUUCAGCUCUGGUUCUAUCUCUUGUGCUGUUUACACAUCAAUGUGCCAGGGUCAUCAGGACUCAGUUUUCAGUUCCAUAAAAGUCUGUUACUCAUCCCAGGAUUGUCUAGGCAUCUUCAGAAGGCUCUAGAUAGAACAGCACUGAUUGAAGUCAGCAGAACGUUAUUAGGCUGACCUGGGCCUCUGGGGUCAUACAAGGUUUUACAACACUCAGUGCGUGGACCACAUGGUUAGCAUGACCUUCUCUUGGUUCUACUGACCUCUUUUGCGGGUGUUUGCCAACUACUAAUUGAUGUUGCCCCAUGCAUUGGGCUUUCAUGGAUAGAUGUAGAUCUGUGUUCUUUUUGAGAGAUGUGGACAAUAAUUGGUGCUUGAGCCAAGCAAACAAUUUAUUCUUCCCUGAAUUAACUCUUUGUGGUUUGUGCAGCAGCAUUAUAUGUAUCAAGAUGCAUUUUAUUAAGUCUUCAUGGGUAUCUGGGACCUGGUAGAGUUAGUGGUACUUGGGAGUAGGAAUGGGAGAAAAGGGCAGCAUGAUCUUACUAUGCAGACUGUAUUUCCAGAAACCUGCUCAGCCAGCUCCUGAUGGAGAACACAUGCAGGAAGAAGUUGGUCCCACGGAAGCAGGGGAGCAAGGAGGGACAUCUUGAGUGUGCACUGAACCAGAAAUAUUUGGUUGACUUCAACAAGAAAGAUAAAGACCAGCAACCUCCAGACCCAGCAUCAUCUGGUAGGGACAAGCAGCUGUGUUAGCUUAACAAUAUCUGAUAAAGUUUGCCAAUUUGAUACAUCUUUGCUCUCUCCUACCACCUUUCUAAUUUACACUCACAACCAGCCAACCACCUCAUGUAAUGGAAUUGUUCAUUGCUCUGUCUAUGCACAAGUAUUCUGGGAAGUCAACCACUUUUCAGAAACUGAAUUAUUUUGCAAGUAUAUUUUGCUGCUCUUUUUGAAGCUGCAUUAUAGAAAUGGUGACAGAUCAAUAACAUAUCACAUUAUUGCACAUGCACGUGAUAGAUUGGAUGCUAUGUAGAGUUUUGAAGAAGUUCUUGGUUCUUGACAAAUGACAAGUGGUCAUGUGACUUCUUGUGUAGGAAGCACCUUUCCGGGAUAAGAACCAAGUGCAAAUGUCAAAUUAGUACUUCUCAUUGGCUUUAACCUUGGUGACAUAUGGACAUCUCCUUUCUUCCUGCAACCCAAUGAGGUCCCUUCCAUUGCCCUGUACUUGGUUUGCACUGGUAUAAGUCUGGGUCCCAUGUUGGCAGCCCACAUUACUGUGAGGCUUGCUGGAGAUUUUGCCCUGCCCACAGAGUUAGCAACAGUAAUAUCACUUAAAAGGUCCAUGUCGACUGUCCAAUAGAACUGAGGUGGCAGAAGGCAGCAUUCUGACAGCUGGCUUGUGUUUCACCACCAAAUCAGUGUCUGAAAAACUGCCUUCCUCUCCCAGGUCUCAGAAAGUGCAAGAGAGCUGGAAUUGGACACACAGCAGUAAGAGAGCUUCCUGAAGAAUAAGUUGCUUUCUCAGGAGUCCCUGAUGACAAACAUCCUGAACGAAAACACCACUUGAGAGACAACUUGGGGGACCACCUUUCAUUAUGUGUGCUAGAGGAGAAACAGCAAUACAUCUGUGCUUCUAAAUGUUCGUUAAGAAUGUGCUGUUUAGAAAUAUUUUUGUUAUGAUUUUAAUUGAAGUUUUCUUUUUGUUGUUUCAUAUUAAUAUGUUCUUGUUACUGUUUUUCACUUUCCAAUAUUUUUAAAUAUUUUUAUUCAUUCAUUUUAAUCCUGUUUUGUUGUAAAAAUGUAUUCAUUAUGAAUAAAUAUUGAUUUCUAUCUCUUGACUCUUAAGACCAUCAUUCUUAUUCAAGGGUUCUGUCCCCUCCUGAGGGCUUAGAACUGACAGCUAGAGAUGGAUCUCUGCAUGUUCCAUGGAGCCUGGGCUAAUAAGUGAAUUCAGAGUCACCAAGGGAUACU
Molecule: messenger RNA, 2541 nt
Organism: Rattus norvegicus (Norway rat)
Lineage: Eukaryota; Metazoa; Chordata; Mammalia; Rodentia; Muridae
Source: RefSeq, a predicted model, not a curated record